Messenger RNA from Camponotus floridanus (Florida carpenter ant), 4480 nucleotides. It is a transcript of the gene Blm, whose product is annotated as Bloom syndrome protein homolog. Gene Ontology annotation, cellular component: chromosome; cytoplasm; nucleus. Lineage: Eukaryota; Metazoa; Arthropoda; Insecta; Hymenoptera; Formicidae. Bases 248 to 4339 code for a protein of 1363 amino acids. The record is from RefSeq and is a predicted model, not a curated record. Gene Ontology annotation, molecular function: ATP binding; nucleic acid binding; four-way junction helicase activity. Gene Ontology annotation, biological process: double-strand break repair via homologous recombination; DNA replication. The transcript has 16 exons.
UCAUUAUUCUGUGUAAACACAUAUGAUAUACUUGAUGUUGUUUUCUAACCUCAUCUGUUGUAUAGAAUAUAAUAUGUCUAUUAAUGUUAGACACCUUAAAGUAUUCUAUUCUACUGUUUACACUGCCUAGUUGAGAAUAAAGUGUGUGUGUGUGUAUAUGUAAUAAUUGUCAUAGCAAGGAGAUAAGAUAUUUGAAUGAAACGAAUUAUAUAUAAGUUUUUGUGAUUUUACACAAAUUUUACUAAUAAUGUCAAAGAAGGUGGUGCUUGGUCAAAAGAAUAUCCAAUCUACAAUUGUGGGAUUUUUAGCAAAAGCAACAAACAAAAACAAUAUUCUGCAGUCUAGUACACCAAAAUCAGUGAAAGAAGAGAAAAUUGACAUAAAUGAUGACUCUUUGGAUGAUUUAUGUUGUGAUAAACAAAGAAAAAUGGCAGGAGAUCUAGUAACAAUAGAUACAAUAAUAGAUCUUGAUAAUUCAGACAGUUCAGACUCGUGCAAAAGUCCAUUUAAAACUAAAGCAAAUAAAAUUAGUAACGUAUCUGAACCAUAUUAUAUUGAAAAUUCAAUAGAGGAAAAGGAGAGGAUUGAAAAUGAAAUCAAAUCUUCAAAUAUAUUACAGAAGAAUAUAGAAGAAUUCUCUAUGAAUACUUCUUUUAUUCCUGAUUCUUCUGACAGUGAAGAAGAUAGAAAAAACAGAAAAUGUUUACACUUAAAUCGAAAGCCGAACAAUGCGUUGAUAGAAAAAUAUGAGAAACAAUCUGCUAUUGUAUCAGAAAUUACCAGCAAUACUGAAUGUAAUAAAUAUGUUCCUUCCAAUAGUCCAAUAUUAAAUAAAGAAAAACCUAGUGAGGUCACUAAUGUAUCGCCAAAAAACAUAGAAAAUGAGCAUCUAAGGACUCCUAAGAAACACACCAGAAAUAAACAAAAAACAAAUAAUGUAAUUUCAGAUUCUGAUACCGAUAGUCCUUGCUCAAAAUAUAGUGGCAAAGGAUCGCCAAGAAAAGAAUGGGUAGGUCCUGAUGUUAGAGUGAAUCUUAAAGAUUUAGGUUUUAAUAAGCAGUUGAAUUCAUGGAUUGAGUCCAUUCAAAAGGAACCAGUGAUGUCUACAAUACCUAUUACAAAGGAUAAGUUGCUGGAAAGACGCGAAAGUUUGAAGGAUCUUCAAAUUGAAAUUCUUGAUAAGUUUUAUAUUGCUCUCGAAUUGAUCCCAUUACCAAUAUUGGACCAAUUUCCAAAGUUUGAUCGAAAUUCUUUCAAAAAAUUACAAGGUCUACAUCGACAUGUAAAAGCUAAAUUGCGUUUAAUGCAGACAAAAUUAUCAAAAUUACAAAAAGAAGAUGAAAAAGAUGUAUCUGUAUGUUCAGGAACUCCUGAAUCUGUGUCAAACUCAAAUGAGAGACCAAUAUCGUAUGUACCUGAAGGUUGUCUGAUAAAUAAUGAUUUUGACACAUCAAGUACCUCAAUAUCUAAAACAAUAGACUUUCAUGAAAAUUUAACAAAUGUAACAGAAUCACAUACAAAAGAGUAUGAGAGUAAUAUAGAAUCCACAAUCAAGUCACCUGAGAUCACAAGUAAGAAAAGCACUUUUCAAUUGAAAAGACCUGUCAAGACAGUAUUAGGCACUGAAAUUUCUAAAACUAUAGCAAAGAUGUGGGAGAAGGAUCAACAAAUAUCAAAGACAAUGAAUUCUUCAAUAGAUUCUGAAUAUGUUUCCAUAAAAGAUACAUUUAAUGAUAGUAUUAAGACACCAACAAAGAGUGAAACAAAUAUAUCUAUGCAAAGAAAUACCAUCGGGAACAGUCCAAACAAUUGGAUUAAUACUACUAAUAAAUCUCAGAGCAGUUAUACAGUUUCUGCAAAAGCUAGCAGCAUACUAACACAGGAAUUGGAAAAAUUUCCAGCAUUGGAAGAAAAUUGUAACAUAGAUAUAGACGAUGAUUCUAUAGAUUGGCCCGAGCCUCACUAUGGACAAAGUAGUAAGCACAAUGUUGCUAAAACAAAAUCGAAAUUUGAGAAAGAUAAUAUAGAAUUUGGUAAAUUUACUGGUAAUUAUAAAAAUGAUGGUAUUAGUGGAGAAUUUGAUGGUUUAACUUAUUCACAUUCGCAAGAAAUGUUAAAGAUAUUUCGACAAAGAUUUGGCUUAUAUACAUUUAGACCAAAUCAAUUGCAAGCUAUUAAUGCAACUUUAUUGGGAUUUGAUUGCUUCGUUUUGAUGCCAACUGGAGGUGGAAAAUCUCUUUGUUAUCAACUGCCUGCGUUAUUAAGUGUUGGAUUAACAAUUGUUAUCUCACCAUUGAAAAGUCUUAUUUUAGAUCAAGUUCAAAAGCUUACUUCACUUGAUAUUCCUGCAGCUCACUUAUCUAGUUCUAUAACAGAUAAUCAAGCAGAAGCAGUGUACAGAGAACUUGCCAAAAAAGAACCCAUUCUCAAAAUACUAUAUGUAACACCAGAGAAAAUCUCUGCCUCAACAAAAUUGUGUAAUACCCUAACUAUUUUAUACGAAAGAGAAUUGCUAGCAAGAUUUGUCAUUGACGAAGCGCACUGCGUGAGUCAGUGGGGUCACGAUUUCAGACCAGAUUACAAGCGAUUAAAAUGUCUCAGAGACAAUUAUCCCAAAGUACCGACAAUGGCUCUAACUGCAACGGCUACACCACGUGUUAGAACAGAUAUUUUACAUCAAUUGGGUAUGACUAAUCCAAAAUGGUUUAUGUCGGGUUUCAACAGACCCAAUUUAAGAUACAGUAUAAUCACAAAGAAAGGAAAAAAUUGCUCUGAUGAAGUUAUUGCCAUGAUAAUGACAAAGUAUAGAAAUACUUGCGGCAUUGUAUAUUGUUUAUCGCGCAAAGAUUGCGACGAUUAUGCUGCGCAAAUGAAGAAGAAUGGUAUCAAGGCACUAAGUUAUCACGCAGGACUCACAGAUAAUCAAAGAAGCAACUGUCAAGGAAGAUGGAUUGCCGAUGAAAUACAUGUUAUUUGCGCAACUAUAGCUUUUGGAAUGGGUAUUGAUAAACCAAAUGUGCGCUUUGUAAUACAUGCAGCUCUACCAAAAUCUAUAGAAGGCUAUUAUCAGGAAAGUGGCCGCGCUGGCCGUGAUGGUGAAAUAGCAGAUUGCAUUUUAUUUUAUCAUUAUGCAGAUAUGCACAGAAUUAGAAAAAUGAUCGAAUUGGACAAUCAAAGUCCACAAGUCAUCGGUACACAUAUGGAUAAUCUAUUUAAGAUGGUAGCAUUUUGUGAAAAUACUACAGACUGUCGUAGGUCAUUGCAGCUUAAUUACUUUGGAGAAAUAUUUGAUAGACAACAGUGUAUCUCAAAUAAGACAACUGCAUGUGAUAAUUGCAGAUGCAAGGAAGAGAUUACAAUGCUGGAUGUAACUGAAGAUGCAAAAGAGAUUAUGAAAGCUGUGCGAGAUAUCAACAACAAAAAGAAUUGUAAACUUACAUUAAUAUUCUUGGCAAAUAUUUUUAAGGGCAGCGAUCUUAAAAAGAUUAGAGAUUCAGGUCUUACAAAUCAUCCUCUAUAUGGUCGUGGCAAAUCGUGGAACAAAAAUAACAUAGAACGUCUUUUACAUUAUAUGGUAUUGCAAGAGUAUUUGCAAGAAAAUAUGUAUAUUAAUAAUGAGAUUGCUUGUGCAUAUUUAAAAAUCGGGCCAAAAGCAAGUGAACUUAUGACGAAAAAAGAUACAAAGGUACAAAUUCCAGUAAGACAAUCAAAUAAAUCUACGAGUGGCACGGCCACAGUUUCGAUAGUUACAAAGAAAAUUGAUGGCAUUAUAAAAGAAUUGCAAGAUCGUUGCUAUGCCGAAUUGAUGACAAUAAUACGAGGAAUUGCUAGUACAUUGGAUGUUUCUGCUUCCUCUAUCAUGAAUAUGGUAGCUGUUAGAGCCAUGAGCCAGCGUUUACCGGAGACUGAAGAAGCCAUGUUGCAAAUACCACACGUCACCAAGGCUAACUUUGUCAAAUAUGGCAAAGCUCUCUUAGAGAUUACUCAAAAAUAUGCAGCAGAAAAAAUCGUAUUGGAAAAUGAAAAUGAAGAGGAAGAUAAUGAUAAUGAUAACGAUAGUACCUGGGAUGAUGAUAACGGUUCCAACUAUUCUCAUAAUAGUAAUACUAGCAAUCGCGGUAAGAAACGGAAAAUCGGCCGUAGAUCUAACAGUAUCAAUAAAAAAUAUAGACGAGGUGGCUCAAGUAACGCGGGAAGGGGGAGAGGUUCGUCAAGAGGUACAUCAAAAAAUUCAGCAACAAGAUCUAAUGCAACUACAAAGAAAAUGAUAGGACUUGCAAGUUUUAGUCAAACGAAACAAUAUCUCGCAAAUCCUAAUAGAUACAUGAACAUUAGUUAAUUACAUUUCCUUUCUCCAUCUUUAAUAUAUUAUUUUUGAAAAAUUUGUGGUGCGUUUGUAAUUUUUGUACAAGUCUUGAGAUAUAGAAUGGCUGAAAUUAUUUGUAGAGUUUUAGUCAUUUUAUAGAAUAAACAAUUUGAU